AUGGCUGAGGACCCGCCCCGCGAACCCCGAAUCGUCGUAAUUGACUACGAUUCCGGCAACUUAAGAAGCGUCGCCCGAGCCGUCGAGAAAGCCGGCGUCGUUCCGUGUGUGACGUCAGACCCGGCGCGAGUCGCUUCCGCAGACGCCGUCGUACUGCCCGGCGUUGGUUCCGGGCCGGCGGCAAUGUCAGCGCUUCGUUCACGCGGCCUGGUGCAACCUCUGCUGGAAUACAUCGCCAGUGGACGGCCGUUUUUGGGUGUUUGCCUCGGUUUGCAGCUCCUAUUGGAUGCUACCGACGAGGGCGAUGCCGAUUGCAUCGGCCUCGUUCCAGGACGGGUGAGACGCCUGCCGGAAGGCCGCAAAGUACCCCACAUGGGUUGGAACACCGUCCACUUUCAGUCGGAUCACCCAUUGUGGGCCGGCAUCCCCCAGGACAGUCAUUUCUACUUCGUGCACAGUUAUUAUGCCGACCCAACGCACCGCGACCACGUGGCCGGGCUCACCGACUACGGCGUGGAAUUUUGCAGUAUAUACGCCCGCGACAAUGUGGUAGCAACCCAAUUCCACCCCGAAAAGAGCGGCGAAAACGGGCUGCGAAUUUACGCCAACUUCGUCGAUCAGAUCACUGGCACGGUCGCAUAG
Geodia barretti is the source of this 642-nucleotide messenger RNA. Lineage: Eukaryota; Metazoa; Porifera; Demospongiae; Tetractinellida; Geodiidae. The record is from the annotation of a GenBank genome assembly.